UGAAAUUCAGUAUCUAUUAGGAAGUCAUUGCAACAGCAGGGAUUUUGAGUUCUGUUUCUUUUUAAGCUUUUAACUUGUGACAAUGGCAUUGAAUCGGAGAUUCAGAUUUCUUCUUUAUCUUCUAACCUUCAAAACAGGGUUGAGUGCUGAGAUCUCAGUGUUUGUGCGGAUGGGAAGCUCUGUUGAAAUGGAUAUACAGAUACAAGAGUUACCAGAGUUUGAUGAUUUAUCCUGGAGAAAAGAUAAAUCAGAGAUGAUAGUUAGAUAUACAAACGAAACUAAAAGAAUAAAACUUUACUCUUCCUACAAGGACAGAGUGGAUUUCAAUGAUAAAACCUUCUCUCUGACACUGAAGAACAUGCAGGAGACAGACAGUGGACUCUACACAGCAAGAGCGAGUGGAGAAACAGAGAAUGAUAUUGUUACAUACAGAGUAUCUGUUAUAGAUGCUGUGGAGGCUCCCGUCCUGAUUGUUAACUCAAACGCUUCCAGCAGUGACUCCUGUUCUGUGAACUUCACAUGCAGCGCUCAAGAGUUCAUGAUUAACUCCACCUAUCAGAACAACAGAUGCUCUCCAGAGGAAGUGACAUCACAGAUCAACACUCUCAUCCUGGACUGCAGUGAGGAAUCAAUCACAUGUAACCAUAGCAACCCUGUCAGCUGGAAAGAAGUCAGAAUGAGCAUCAAAGAACUCUGCAUUAAUAACGAGAAUGAGUCAAGUCCAGACCAGAGUGGGUCAUCUUUCCUGUGGCCGGUAGUUGGUUCGGUGGCGGUGUUCGUUUUGAUAAUAUGUCUUUUAGCCUUUCUGUACAUCAAGUGUAAAAAAGGUCCUCAGGAGGUAGUAGAAGGUACAGUUUAUGCUCAAGUUGAGGCUGAAGACCAGACACGGAAGAAAAUGGGAGAUAAUCGACCCAUCACCGUCUACUGCACAGUAGGACAACAUAAAAAAAUUAUCUCCCCUGAAAUAGAUCAUACAACUUAUUCAGCGGUGUGCAAGCAACCAAACAGGACACCAGCCGUCGUUUCACCCAAAGACAAUUAAAAUGAAACUGGCUAUUUGUCACGUGUGGGGAAGUGGUCACAGGGCUUGGCCUCAAGAUGGCAUCCUUUGUUACAUGCCGCAUGUGUUAUUGACUUUUAAAAAUGCAUUUUGCCCAAUUCUGUUACUGUUUCUUGUACCAUAUGUUCCUAUAUUUUCUUACAUGGUAAAAAAAAAUAAUAAAAUACAUAGCGCAUCCAGGAAAA
Messenger RNA from Puntigrus tetrazona (Sumatra barb), 1245 nucleotides. RefSeq names its product CD48 antigen-like. The transcript has 6 exons. Bases 83 to 1042 code for a protein of 319 amino acids. The record is from RefSeq and is a predicted model, not a curated record. Lineage: Eukaryota; Metazoa; Chordata; Actinopteri; Cypriniformes; Cyprinidae.